Octopus sinensis (East Asian common octopus) is the source of this 669-nucleotide messenger RNA. Its product is annotated as activin receptor type-2B-like. The transcript has a single exon. Gene Ontology annotation, cellular component: activin receptor complex; plasma membrane. Gene Ontology annotation, molecular function: activin receptor activity; activin binding; ATP binding. Bases 1 to 669 code for a protein of 222 amino acids. The record is from RefSeq and is a predicted model, not a curated record. NCBI's taxonomy places the organism in Eukaryota, Metazoa, Mollusca, Cephalopoda, Octopoda, Octopodidae. Gene Ontology annotation, biological process: protein phosphorylation; activin receptor signaling pathway; cellular response to growth factor stimulus.
AUGGGCGAUGUCUGGAAGAGUGUAUUCCGAGGGUCCUACAAGGGGACUGAAAUAGUGCUCAAAGUGGCCCCUUCCUCGCAUAUUUUGAGGGAAUUGGCAGUUUUUGACAUAUUGAGUAAGUAUGAGGGUUAUUUGUCAUCGAAUAUUGCCAAAUUGCUCUCUGUUGUUUCUGUUUCUGACUCAAACUGGCGAUUUGGAUUGAUUGGGGAAUACUACCCUCAGGGAUCGCUCUAUGACUUGCUCAAAGAUGGCCGAACUAUGCUACAAGUUGACGAGUUGUGUCAUCUGGUGGAGUCUGUGGUGCUUGGGUUGGUCUUUCUCCACGAAUUGCGUCCAAACAAGCCAGCAAUUGCACACAGAAAUUUCAAAUCCUCCAAAAUAUUGGUUGGAAGGUCAGAGAAAGGACAAUUGAGAGCAUUUCUGAGCGACAUGAGUUCUGCGCUGGUCUUUAAUGGAUGUGAGGACUCUCGAAGCAGAAGCAAAGUGGGGGACUGUCGUUACAUGGCCCCCGAGCUAUUGGAGGGACUGGUGGAUGUGGACUAUUCGGCCUAUCUGGCCAUCGACAUGUACGCCUUCUCUCUUGUGUUAUGGGAAGUGUUGUCGACUGCAGGUUUGGUGUUUGUUUAUCUCAGCCGGACUUGCGUAUUCUCCACCAUUCGCGAGUUGUGA